Molecule: messenger RNA, 1349 nt
Organism: Anopheles arabiensis
Lineage: Eukaryota; Metazoa; Arthropoda; Insecta; Diptera; Culicidae
Product: mucin-2-like
Exons: 2
Coding region: 434-1240 (268 amino acids)
Source: RefSeq, a predicted model, not a curated record
CUUUCUCAUAAGUCCCGCACGCUGCAUAAUCAACACCUAAACUCUGGCUUCGACCUAGAACAGAAAUGCUAUGCUCUAGUAAAUCUGUCGAUGAGAACAUAUUGAGCAGAUGAUAGCCCGCGAAGGUUCAAGAGCGUGACGGGAGUGUGGUCACUUUUUAACUCUGCACCACCCAGCGCCGAAUAUCAUUCCCGGGCGAUUAUUGAAUCAUACGCUGGUCGAACGUGUAAAGUGCGACACGUACCGGUUGCCAAGUGAUCAGGAGCAUUAAAAAUGACAUUGAAGGCUUUUUGCCACAGCUGCAGCGUGAUUCUAUUGUUCCUGUUUUUGUGAGGUGUGUCCACUAUGGCUUAAAAGCGACAAAAGCACCCGAUCACCCGGUUAGUAGUGAGUAGCGCAGUGAGAACGGUCGUGUUGUGCUGGUACAUAGUGUAUGGUGCGAACGGUUAUGUCGUUGGACGAAAUCUGCUGGAAGCUGCUGAUGUUUCCCUGGCUAGUGAAGUUGGCCCACUGGAAGGGGAUCUGUUUCAACCAUAUGAAAACGACGACUCCAUUCCCGUUCAUUACGCUGCCACCGAAUUACACCUUUCCUGCUUCGACCGCGUCCUCCGCGAUUCCUUUUACCCCGCUAACCAGCCCAUCGCUAACGUUUAGUACGGGAACCACUCCAACGGGCGCACCGUUCACGUCAACCACGUUUGCCACCACUAGCCCGUCCGUACCGUUCACGUUUUCUACCUCAGUUGUAACGCAGACGAUCCCGGUGCCUAGUCUUACCUCUACCACCUUCAUUACUCAAGCACCCACUACGACGGGUAGUGGUGCAACGUUUCCUCCCAGCACCAUCUCCAAUCCUGUGCUGACUUCCACUCCAAGCACACCCCUGUUCCCUACCGUUACCUUUACGAAUCCAUCCACCGGCACCGGUACGCUUCCCGGUGCUAUACUAACAUCCACUCUGUCCCCGGUGACUCCGGUCACGGGGAUAUCACCACUGCCAACGUUCCCGACCUUCCUCUCAACGAUUAAUCCACCGGGACUGACAAGCACGGUUCCGACCACGAUCGCCGCAACUACCGUUUCCUGCCCAUCGGUACCACCGACCUGUCCAUCGUCGGUGCUAACGUCUACCACCUUCUCUGGGUUCGAUCCAAUGCCCAGCAUCGAUCCAAGGCAAACGUACAACGGUUGCCCGUGCAUAGAUCCACGAGCGAUACCGGUUACUACCGCGAGAAGUUGAGUAGUACACGACAGCUGCCUAACGCCCAACGCACAGAAUGGCAUCUGCAUCGUGUACGUAAACUGUGACUUCAUACUGCAGCUGCUGAUCCGCAACGCUAAUCUGCGCG